UAGUGGUAUAUUAAUAUGUUAUUUUGAAGUUGCGUUGUUACGUAUUUACAACUUACGUAACAGACUAAAGUAAUAACAAAUUAACAAUCAUAACAUAAUAAUAAUAAUCAGUCGACGACAGACGACUGUUUGUCACUGGUGUCUGUUGAGUGUUGAGGAAAGUUAUUACAUUCUAGUGUUUAUUUUAUUAUUGUUUGUUAUUUUCAGCCGGUGUCGUUUCCAUUGUCGAAUAACAAUGCGGUGUCUUAUGGUGUUUGACAAUUUAAACGACAUCGUGUUCAUGAAAUGUGACACGAAAUUCUGCAAACACAUUCGGAAAAUCGGAAUUACGCAGGACCUUAUAAAACCAACAGAGAAUGAAAAUGAAAACUGUGAAAGAAUUGAUCCAGAUCUAAUACUUCAGAUUUUUUCACCGAUGGUUACAUCUCAGAGAAUUAUGAAUUGUCAUUUUUCAAAUCGGUAUACCUCAAUGCAAUGUCAAAAUGGAACAAAUAUUGUUUUUGAUGAGUGACAAGGAGGUGUCUUGGCAACAAAAAGUACUUAGCGUAUCAAUUUUAUUUAUAAAAAGAAUUUGUGGUUCUGAUGUUUCAUUAUUGAAAUAUAGUCGUCGUCGCCGUUUCCUGGUUUCUAAGCUUUUAGAUGUUUGGUUAAAACGUUCUAGUGAAGAACAGUGUGUAUUAAUUGAAGCUGUUGAACAACUGACUGUCAGUGCAGAACUUUCUACAGCUGCAUUAACAGCUGCUAAAACUGCAGCUGAGAAAAUGAAAACAAAAUCUGCCUUUUCUAGGGUCCAUGUACUUAUAAUGGUUCGACAAAAAUUUUUGACUUUGUAUUCUAGUCGUAAUGCAACUGAUCUGACUGCGGGUGAUACAUUAUUUUUAGCACUCUUAGCAGAGGCUAUACAAUCGGUUGAUUCAGAACCCAAGGAUAAAUCAGAUCUUGAUGUAAUUAUUGUGGAAAAAGACGAUUCACUGCAGCUAGAAAAUAAUACCCCACUGCCACGAAACAAAAUUAACAGCUUACUGAUUCUUUUGGGUCAAAAUGGGUUAAAAUUAAAUGCUGUACAUGUAUCAUACAUUACUGAUGGUGUUCCAUUAUUUAUCAUUCAUGAGAUUGGCAAUGAUGUUUUUAAUACUAGUGUAAUCGAUUCAUUAACAUCAUUUUGCACAAUACAAGAAAUCCAAAUUCGAGGAACUAUAGAUCGCGAAGCACUUAAAAUUGCUUAUGAUACAGUAGAUAGUUCCAUGAAAAAAAUUAUUGAUUUAUUUAAAAAGAAAAAUGCUCCAUUUGCUCCAACUCGAAGUGUACUUGCUAUAAUUACCACUUUAGCUACUAGAUGGGAGCCACUGAAAAAGAAAUACAUAGAGUACUUUAAAAAUAAUGAUAGUUCAUCAUUAAUUGCUAUAGAAUCGAGCAACAUGAAUAUUAUAUGUAGUCUAAAAGAUCUGCAUCAUCAUUGUAUGCUCAAUGAAUCAUUGAUUGAUAAUUAUACAAAAGAGGCAGUGAGUGAAGCAUCUGCAAUGGUUGCUGUAAUGCUACGUGAUUAUACAUCAUUUUUUGAAGUGAAAGCGAUGAACAAUUUUACAAUGAGAUCAAGGUCGACAUUGAAUAUUAAUAAAUAUUUAGAAGAAUUCCCAGGUCUAGUACAUUUCAUUUAUGUAGAUCGAAUGUCUCAUCGAAUGAUAGCUCCAGGGUUGGAGUUUGCAUCACAAGAAACACUUGAACUCACUAAAAAAAAGGUAUGGUCCAUGAUUGAUUUUAGUAGACAGCAUUUAAGAGAUGGACAUUUUAUUGUUCUAUGGAAAGAUAACACUUUUACAUAUUCCUAUUUCUUGUGGUUUGAGGAUCAAUCAGGUACAUCAUUAAAGCCAAGAGUUCAACCUACAGCUUCAGAGUUAUUUCCCGGAAUAAUAAAUGGUGAUUACUAUGAGAAGCUUAUAGAACAAUGUUUUCCAAGAAUGCCAAAAGGAAAAGUGCGUUGUUUUGAACUAUUCUGUGUGCACUUGGGUCUGGCGACUGCUUCCUGUGUGUUAGAACAUUCUCGAAGAUUAUCAGCAACUGUAUGGGAAGUAACUGGAAGACCUAGUAAUCUUCUAGAUUUGUUUUAAACUGUGUUUUAUUUAAAUGUUCAUUCCAUUUUUUUUAUAUACAUACAUAUAUUAUACAAUUAACAUUCUGUUUUUAUUGAUCUCAUAAUAUUAUGAUGUCGCUUAAACCAUUUUUAUUUAAAUAUCUAUUAUUUAUUAAUUGUUUGCUUAUUAUUUGUAUUAUUUUAUGUUAUGAUUUAUUUUAAAUGUUAUAUUAUUAUUUAUAGAUUUACUGGAUAACAAUAUUAUUAUUGCUACUUAAUAAUGAACUUUAAACUUUGAAUCUAAACCAUUUUUAUGUGCCAAUGUUUUUGCCAAAAAUUGAAUAAGCAUUAUAUAAGUAUUUUUACUGUUGUGUAUUAUAAUAAUUGUAAACUUUGUCUGGAAAAUAAAAUAAUAAUAAUAUUAUUA
Rhopalosiphum padi (bird cherry-oat aphid) is the source of this 2498-nucleotide messenger RNA. RefSeq names its product BLOC-3 complex member HPS1 (gene HPS1). The record is from RefSeq and is a predicted model, not a curated record. Gene Ontology annotation, cellular component: BLOC-3 complex. The transcript has 12 exons. Lineage: Eukaryota; Metazoa; Arthropoda; Insecta; Hemiptera; Aphididae. Gene Ontology annotation, biological process: vesicle-mediated transport. The coding region runs from base 483 to 2108 and encodes 541 amino acids. Gene Ontology annotation, molecular function: guanyl-nucleotide exchange factor activity.